Messenger RNA from Labeo rohita (rohu), 4251 nucleotides. It is a transcript of the gene sik2b, whose product is annotated as salt-inducible kinase 2b. Gene Ontology annotation, cellular component: cytoplasm. The transcript is spliced from 15 exons. Gene Ontology annotation, molecular function: ATP binding; protein serine/threonine kinase activity; tau-protein kinase activity. Lineage: Eukaryota; Metazoa; Chordata; Actinopteri; Cypriniformes; Cyprinidae. Bases 297 to 2987 code for a protein of 896 amino acids. The record is from RefSeq and is a predicted model, not a curated record. Gene Ontology annotation, biological process: intracellular signal transduction; protein phosphorylation; microtubule cytoskeleton organization.
GUCAAUGCACGUCAACCAGAGAACAUGAUGCCUCCUGCAAGUCAACUCGUGUACUCUCGCAAACACAGCUGAAAUAUUAGAGCUCUAUUGUAUUGGAGGAGGUGGCGUGACACAUCGCCGCGCUCCGAAAACGCUCUCCUGCUUCUCCUGGUAAGACUGGAGCGGACCGUCAGCGAGCACCCUGGCCGGCACACUGGCAUUUCUACACGUUUUAGCUUCUGCCGACCUCGUUAUCUUGAGGCUCAAGUGGCAGGUCUCUAUCUUCUCACCCCAAACCCUAGUGUUUCACUAACAGCAUGGUCAUGGCUGACUGUCACCAAAAGCCAGUGCUCAGGGGUCCCGUCCGUGUGGGCUUCUACGACAUCGAGCGGACUCUUGGAAAGGGCAAUUUCGCGGUUGUAAAACUGGCAAGACAUCGUAUAACCAAGACUGAGGUGGCUAUAAAGAUCAUCGACAAGACCCAGCUGGAUGCUGUAAACCUGGAGAAGAUCUAUCGCGAAGUACAGAUCAUGAAAAUGCUGGACCAUCCGCACAUCAUUAAACUGUACCAGGUCAUGGAGACCAAGAACAUGCUGUACCUUGUGACCGAAUACGCCAAGAAUGGGGAAAUUUUUGACUAUCUGGCCAAGCAUGGACGGCUGAGCGAACCAGAGGCACGACGCAAGUUCUGGCAAAUUCUGUCUGCUGUUGAGUACUGCCACAAUCGAAACAUCGUUCACCGGGACUUAAAGGCGGAGAAUCUGCUGCUAGAUGGACACAUGAACAUCAAGAUUGCUGAUUUUGGCUUUGGAAAUUUCUUCCAGCCGGGAAAGCCCCUAGCCACAUGGUGCGGGAGUCCUCCAUAUGCGGCCCCGGAGGUGUUUGAGGGACAGCAAUACGAAGGACCCCAGCUGGACAUCUGGAGUAUGGGGGUGGUUCUGUACGUGCUGGUGUGUGGCGCCCUGCCCUUCGAUGGCCCCUCUCUCCCCGUCCUGCGGCAGCGUGUUCUGGAGGGCCGUUUCCGUAUCCCUUACUUCAUGACAGAAGACUGUGAGCAUCUGAUCAGGCGAAUGUUGGUGUUAGACCCCUCUAAGCGUCUGUCUAUAGGACAAAUAAAGGAGCACAAGUGGAUGGUGAUGGAGGUGCCUGUGCAGCGGCCGAUGUUAUAUCAGCAGACUGCGGAGGGGGAGGCUGGUGUGGGAGAAUACAGUGAACAGGUGCUGCGGUUGAUGCACAGCUUGGGCAUCGACCAGCACAAGACCGUAGAGUCUCUUCAGAAUAAGAGUUACAAUCAUUUUGCUGCUAUCUACUACUUGCUGGUUGAGAGGCUAAAGGCCCACCGCUGCAGCUUCCCAGUGGAGCCCCGACUCGAUGCCCGCCAGAGACGUCCCAGUACGAUUGCAGAGCAGACUGUUGUCAAGGCGAGCAGCGCUGCUCCUCAGGUGAGCCUCCUGCCUCAGAACGUACGCCUCCUGCGAUCCCCAGCUGUGCCUCAAGCCUCGGCGGACACCUUCACGUUCCCACAGUCCUCCUGCGCUACCGAACACAGCCUCAUGGAGGAGGAGGUUGGGACUCCCAAAGUCAACGGCUGCAUGCUGGACCCCCUGCCCCCUGUGGCUGUUCGCAAAUCCAGCGCCUCGUCCCCCAGCAACAUGAUGGAGACAUCUAUAGACGAGGGCAUUGAGACGGAGGAGCUAGACACCGAAGAUGAUCAUGUCCAUGUCUUUAAUGCCUAUCAAACGGCCCGCUUUGGUCAGCGCAGACACACGUUGUCUGAGGUCACCAACCAGCCAGGAAUCAUGACCAGUGGAGGUAAACUGUUCAGCGUGGGUCAUAACCCCUCUCUGGGUAGCGUGGACUCUGAAUACGACAUGGGCUCCAUGCACAGUGACCUCAGUCUACUGGAGGACGCACCCUCUCUUAACGAGGUGGUCCUGGCUAACACACCCGUCACCCGCAUGACUCCGCCUUUCAUCAGCGCUCGGCCCGCUAACCCCGCCAUGCAAGCGCUGAGCACCCAGAGGAGAGAGACACACAACCGCUCUCCCAUCAGCUUCCGCGAGGGCCGCAGAGCAUCAGACACCUCACUCACACAAGGCUUGGUGGCCUUUCGACAGCACCUACAGAAUCUGGCACGGACCAAAGGUAUCCUGGAGCUAAAUAAGGUGUAUGAGCAGAUGGGCUCUGGAGAAACCCCUUCCCUGGGGCUGCUGAGCCCUCAGGCCCAUCCACAUGACUUAUUGGAUCCUGCACUACAGGAGGAAAGAGGUCACCAGCACGACAUGGCUCUGUGCUCAGGUGGAACACACCCUGCACUGUUGUCAAGGAGACAGAGUCUGGAGCCGCAGUACCUCUCUCACAGAAUACAGAAAGCUACGCUGAUGGCCAACAGCCCCAGCAGCUGCCAGAUGUUCUGCAAAGAAACUCCUCGCAGCCUGGAGCAGCAGCUGCAGGAACACAGGCUGCAACAGAAACGUCUGUAUCUUCAGAAACAAUCCCAAAUGCAGGCCUACUUCAACCAGAUGCACAUUGUGGAGGACCCUUACGCUCCCUGUGCAACCAUGGCCCACCAGGACUCACCUCAGCCACAGGGUUCGAUAGCACCAGCACCUCAACACCCGCAGAGCCCCCAAGCCUCAGCUCAGUUUGCACACACACAGCCGCUUGGGCCCCUAAUGGAGCCCAAUCCAGAAUCUCUGACGUAUGAACCCUACCUGUGCAAUUAUGCUCAAAUGCAGCCUCUGCCGCAAAGCUUCACCGCUCAGCUGCAACCCCACCAGCCCGAACCCCUCAACUACGCCUACCCAGCCUGCGACCCAAGCCACUCGGCCUCAGGAGAAGUACUGUACCCGGAGCAAUACGACUAUCCGCUUGAUCCCGGGCAGCCGCCUCCAUCCGCAGAGGCCGGCGCGGCUGGGUACGAAGGGCUGGCGUUGGCCGACCCGUUUCUGGACAGCGAAAUGAUGGAGACGGUGGACUCCCAGCACGGUUUCGUGCUGGUGAAUUAAACCGAGACUCGAAUAACCAGUAUUACCUUGAUUUCUGACUCACUACGGAUGAAUUGACGGAUGAGAUGACGUCACAGGGAUGGAUCGAGUUUUGUACGAGCUGUAAUCUUUAUACUUCACGAAACUCCUCCCUACCUCCCUCCUCGUUCUCCAGUGGUCCCACCUGCUGCUCUCUCACAAUAGAGUGCCGGAUGGCGUGGCGUUCGGGCCAGCCGCAUCAGAGGCUCACCUCCUCUCGCCUCCGAAACCGACUGCAGGAUAGGAGCUGCUCGCUACGCGCCGUAUGUAGCACAAAGACAGCCUAGAUCUGCAAAACGGAGCUUGCUCGACAGCACAAUUAAAUACUGACACGUACUGAACAAAAUCACUCAAAGCGUCUGACUUUGAUUAUGAAAGACUAGUCAUGCGGACUCAAUAAGUGCAAUGUUAGUUAAAAACACAUGGCAAUAUCGAAGCAAUACUGAUUCAUCUGGAACUGAAAAAAUGAAGCCAUACGUCAGAACUGCACCACCCCAAACUGCUAUCACCAGAUGUUUCUCAACGGCCAAAACCACAGAUAUUUGUGGACGAAGCUGUGAUUUUGAUCUUUUUUCACUGGAUUCCCUCCUCACGCUCAUCCUAAACAUCCUUAAAAUAACAACCUGUUCUCCUUGAACCGCAACAGUGUUAUUUUGUUUGCUAAUAUCGCAGUUCCUCGGGAUUGGCGCACUGCGAAAGAUGAGUCAUGACUCUCUUUGCAUGGAGAUGAUUAAUUAGGAGUGGUUUAUAAGUCAGGUGACGUUCAAAUGAUUUAGAGAACUCUAUUAUUAUUUUGGUGGUAUUUACCCCUUCACACUAAAGAAUACAUCAGCAUUCAUGUUUAGUCACAAGACACUGGAUAGUUCGGCCAAUUCAUCAGUCUUUGUUAGCAGCACUUAGUAAAUCUGUUCUACUUGAAAAAACAAAAAACAAAAAAAAGACAAGUCUGUGACUAAACCCAGAUAUCAGAUACUCGACAGAGAACGAUCUUCACGCAAACUGAUCAUAACAGAACACGUAUUAAGGCAGAUCAUAUACUGGAGCACUUUGUCAAGGAAGCUAAAGGAAAUGUAGCUGAGGAGACAGCAGAUGGGUGAGGUGAACCUGUUCUGCUAGUUUCGUCAAAUAAGAGACACGAAAUUCAUCUCUUUCCAAUAACGUGCUCCCGCGAGCCAGCGCUCUCUCAAAGAAGGAUGCAGAGGGAGCGCGACUUGGCGAUUGUUUUGUGUAACGUAGGGGUUAGAAA